Molecule: messenger RNA, 828 nt
Organism: Symbiodinium necroappetens
Lineage: Eukaryota; Dinophyceae; Suessiales; Symbiodiniaceae
Source: the annotation of a GenBank genome assembly
AUGGCGCUGCAGUGCUUUGUGCCAUGGGCAGCACGUGACGCCAUUUCUCUGUGCCUCUCCGAUGCGUGUCAGUUCGGGACACUCCUUGCUGAACAUGUUUGCAAGCAUCCGAGUGUAGCUCACUGGAUGGUGCUUGCUGAAUCAAAGCCCUGGCACGGGGCGGACAAGUCCCGAUUCGGAGAGAAGGCGUUGCCAGCGGUGAUGGCCGUAGGGCUGGCAAGCACUACUGGCUCGAUGUGGUACAGCAGCACAUCUUGGUCGGAUGUAUUGGGAAUACUGUUCCCAUCCUCGUCAUGGCAGAUUUCCAUUGUGAUGGGUAGUCUUGCCUGCCUUUCGUCCGUAUGCUUCCUUCAUUGCCAAGCCACUGUGGUCAGCUGCAGAGGAGAUCUGAGCACCGACAAUCAAGGGAGGCUUCUGGCCAGCAGUGCCGCAAUAUACGCGAAUCUUACAUUCAUGCCAGUCUUGGCGCAUGCUUGUGCACUCCAUCCCCAGUUAAAGCUGCUGUUGCUGAUCAACAAGCUUUUCUUUGCUGUUGGAACUUUCCAAUUCCGAGACAGCAUACGUCGAGCAGGAGGCGACCUGAUCAAGACUAGAGCCUUGUCUGACCGCCCGCGCAGGACGCUGUCCCAUUUUGUUUGGCAGGAGUUUGAGGUUUGCAUCGAAACAGCAUGCGCUGCUCUGUUAAUUGAUGCUCCUGCAUCAGCAAACAAGGCAGUUCUGGCAAAUGCGUGCAGCAGGGUAAGCGCCACAUUCGGGGUCGCAUGGUUGUUUUGGUGGCCGAGGGGCUUCUUCGAGAUUCCGUGGUUCGGAGCUGCAGAGCUUUUUUGA